AUGGCCCCUAAGAGGUACAGGAGACACAAGCGGGGAGCCGCUACAAUUAGCACAUGGGGUGCCUGGGCUUUAGAUGGGGGCCCCAACAUAGCAGGGGCUGAAGAAGGUGUGUCUGAAGGCUCUGGCCCGCUCAACUGGUCACCGCCAAAUACCCACUCUGUGGACUUCAAUUCCCAGGCCAUGUGGGACCUGGAGGAGCCUGCCUGGGACCCACCCCUGCGAGGAGCCAGGGCUGGUGAGGAAGAGCUGUGGGGCAGAGAGGUAAAGCCCCGCAGGGGGGGCCGCAGGGUUCAGCCCGUCUAUAGGAUCAUCUACACUGCACUAGGAGAGCCCCAGGAAGGUAGCACCCACGAACCCCUGCGCCAGUGAGGAGGAGAAGUAGAAGGAGGAUGAUCAGGAGGAGGAGGAGGAGGAUAAGGAGGAACAGGAGGAGGAGGAGAAGGGGGGACUUGGGGUUGGGUAGUUUUUGGCUUGCAUCGUCGCUGGGCCCAGUUUGUGCUGCUGUUCUGUGUCAUGAGCUCCACCUUUUUGCUGGCAUGGAUCUCAGCCAGGGACUGCUGGUUCUUUUGGGGAUGUGUGUGUUCUUAUUUGAGCAGCUCCUUUGCAGCGUACCCCAGUGCAGUUCCGGGAGACAGUGGGAAGGAGGAUGGCAGAUGCUCACCUUGUGACUGUUACCUCGACUGCAGGAGGAUGAAGUGGACCUGGGACGGAACAGGGCUGCCUGAGGCUCCCGGGAAACUUUGUGCUUUUGUGUUCCACCCCUGUUGUUAUUUGUGACUCAGUUUCCUCAGCUUGGAGUGGUGUUCCCUGCUGUGUUUUCCAGCAUCCUGUGACUGUCCUGUGCAAGCCGUAGGGCAGUGCCCCGCCCAGGUGGGUGGGCUCAGGAGGGGGUGACCUGAAGCGAGUAGAUCUAGCCAGAGUCCCCUGUCCUUGGAAGGAGAGAUGUGCCAGGGGGCCCACAUUGAGGGAGGGGGCCUGGGACUUGGGACCUGUGGCAGCUGUUUGCAGUUUCUCUGUUAAGAUUCCCUUCUCUUCUGCACUUUUGUUACAUGCUUCUGUUCAAUAAAUUUCCAUCAGUGUUCA
Messenger RNA from Callithrix jacchus (white-tufted-ear marmoset), 1083 nucleotides. NCBI's taxonomy places the organism in Eukaryota, Metazoa, Chordata, Mammalia, Primates, Cebidae. The record is from RefSeq and is a predicted model, not a curated record.